This is a messenger RNA of Populus nigra (black poplar), 4261 nucleotides long. RefSeq lists its product as uncharacterized. The record is from RefSeq and is a predicted model, not a curated record. The transcript has 6 exons. The coding region runs from base 2399 to 3502 and encodes 367 amino acids. NCBI's taxonomy places the organism in Eukaryota, Viridiplantae, Streptophyta, Magnoliopsida, Malpighiales, Salicaceae.
UAUUAUAAUUCUUUUUUGGUUUUAAUUAUGUUAAUUAGAUUAAUAUGGGCAAUCGAUCAUGGAUGUAUUGUCGUCGUAGGGAUGGUUAUAUUUUUCUGGAAUUUAUUGCAGGUGUACAGAGAUCUAUUAAUUUUGCAUUUUCAAUUGAUGAAAAUGUAUCUGGAGGUAAAAUUAGAUGUCCUUGUGUUAGGUGCAAAAAUCAAAAGUUUUUAAUGGAAGAAGAUGCUUAUAAGUACCUGUUUUCAAGAGGAUUUUUACCUGAUUAUGAAAAUUGAAUUGUACAUGGAGAGCCUUAUGUUUCAGAACCGAUAAUAGCUGGACCUUCAUCAGUUGGGUGUAGUCAUGUUGUGAAUGAUGUUUUUAAAGAAAAUUCAUAUAGGAAUAUGGUUCUGCAUGCAAUGGGGGUUGGUGAUGCAUACUCUAAUGAUAUGAUUUCUAGUCUUAUGGUAGCAGAGGAACUUCCGAAUCCGGAGGCAGAUAAAUUUUAUAAAUUACUUAAAGCUGCAGAGGAGUCUUUAUGGGAUGGGUAUACCAAGCAAUCUAAACUAUCUGCUUGUGUACAAUUGCUUAAUAUGAAGUCAACUCUAAAUUUGACUCAGACUGCCUUCAACAAAUUUACUGAAUUUACAAAAAGUUGCAUGCCUGAUAAUGAAAAUUUGGUUUCAAAUUUCUAUGAUGCCAAGAAAUUUAUGCGGCCACUUGGACUUGGUUAGGAUAAAUCUGAUGUGUGUCCUAAUUAUUGCAUGUUGUACUAUGGGGUAGAUGCAAUGAAAACAAGUUGUGAUUUUUGUGGAAGUUUACGAUACAAACCUAGAAAUCCCACUAGUAAAGGUUCUAAUAAGUCAGAGAAACAACUCCGAUACUUUCCCUUGACACCAAGACUUCAGAGGCUAUUCAUAUCUCCACAUCAUGCCAAAGAUAUGACAUGGCAUCAUUUUCAUAGGUCAGAUGAUGGAGUUAUGGUGCAUCCAUCUGACAGGGAAGCAUGAAAGAAGUUUAAUGAAGAUCAUCAAGACUUUGCAUCCGAUCCAUGAAAUAUUCGAUUAGGAUUAUGCACUGAUGGUUUUAGUCCUUUUGACAUGUCUUCAAAUGUCUACUCUUGUUGGCUAGUAAUUGUGACUGUUUAUAAUUUGCCUCCUUGGAAGUGUAUGACCCGACCAUUCAUGUUUUUGUCAAUGAUUAUUCCUGUGCCGAAGAAUCCGAGGAAAAAGCUUGAUGUUUUCCUACGAUCGUUAAUUGAUGAGUUGAAAAAGUUAUGGCUUGAUGGUGUAUAUAGGAAGGAAAAUUUUCAAUUAAGGGCAGCUUUGAUGUUGACCAUUAGUGAUUUUCCAGCUUAUGGUAUGUUAUUGGGUUGGAGUACUCAUGGGAAGUUGUCUUGUCCUUAUUGUAUGGAGCAUAGCAAAGCCUUUAGAUUAAUGCAUGGGGGAAAAAUAACCUUUUUUAACUGUCAUCGACGAUUCCAACCUAUGGAUCACCCAUAUAGAUAUCAAUUAGAUAAGUUUUUGAAAGGAGUAACAACAUGGCUCCCUCCUUUACCUCGUCGAUCUGGUUCAAAAAUUUUAUUUGAAGUGUCUAAUUUGACGAUGGGACAUAUUAGAAGUUCAUCUCAUAAUGACAAAAUUCCAGGCUUUGGUGCUAAGCAUAAUUGGGUGAAGAAAAGCAUUUUUUAGGAGCUUUUGUAUUGGCAUACAAAUCUAAUUCGUCAUAAUCUUGAUGUCAUGCACAUUGAAAAAAAUUUCUUUGACAAUAUUUUUUAUACAGUAAUGGAUUGUCCUGAUAGAAGCAAGGACAAUUUAAAGGCUAGGUUGGAUAUUCAGUUGUAUUGUAAGAAGCCAAACUUACAUUUGCAACAUGAUGCAAAUGGUCGGGUUUACAAACCUAUAGGCACUUAUUAUCUCUUCAAGAAACAACAACAAGAAGUGUUGUCAUGGAUGAAAGAAUUGUCUUUUCCUGAUGGUUAUGCUUCAAACAUCUCACGGUGUGUAAAAAAGGCAUAGUGUAAGGUUUCAGGCAUGAAAAGUCAUGAUUGUCAUGUUUUUAUGCAAAGACUUCUUCCAAUUGCUUUUCGACCUUACUUGCCUAAACCACUAUGGGAGUCAUUAACUGAAUUGUGAGUAUUUUUUCGAGACAUUAGUGCUACAAGUUUAAAUGUCCAACACAUGGAGUUGCUGCAAAUGAAUAUCAUUGAAAUUAUUUGCAAACUUGAAAGGAUUUUUCCGCCAUCCUUUUUUGACUCUAUGGAACACUUGGCAAUACAUUUAUCUUAUAAGGCAAAAGUCGGAGGACCCGUUCAAUAUCAAUGGAUGUAUCCAUUUGAACGGUAUGUUUUCAUGUCAUAUUAUUUUUUACUCUUUUCCAUUUUUUUUCCUAAACUAAUUGAUAUCAAUGAUAUAGGUAUAUGUUUUAUUUGAAGAAAAAAGUGACAAAUAAAGCUAAAGUUGAGGGUUCCAUUGAAGCAUAUUUGAUUGAUGAAAUUACCAAUUUUGCAUCUUAUUAUUUUGGAGAUGACUUGCAAACAAUAUGGAAUCGAGUUCCAAGAAAUGAUGAUGGUGGCCUUAAAAGUCUUGACGGACAACUUUCAAUUUUUUCUUACCCGGGGAAAAAAUUGUCUAGAAGAUCAUAUAGAAGACAUUUGUCACAUGCUGAAAUGAAAAUUGCACAUAACUAUAUUUGUUUCAACUGUGAAGAAUUGAAGCCCUAUUUAGAGCAAUAUCAUCAAGAGCUAAAGUCACAACAACCAUAUGCGAGUGAUGCUGAAAUAGAAAAACUAUGCGAGGAGAUCUUUCCAAUUUGGUUAAAAAAUAAUGUAUCUAGCAUGCCUCGACGUGGUUCUAUAUUAGGUUCCAGGAGUAAUAGGACCACUUCAUCUAGAUCAAAUGGCCCUUCAUUUGGGCUGAAUAGCCAAGCAUCCAUUUCUCAUCAACCUAUUCAUCAUGAGUUGCAUGAUUGCUAUAAUCCUACUUGGAAUGCACAUCAUACUCAGCAAGAUUAUAGGAGGAGGGAUGAUUAUCAAUCGUACGAGGGUUUUCGCUUUCAAGAUUUACUUCAAACUCAAGAUGGUUUCCCUCAAGAUCACCCAUAUACUUUUGGAGGAUAUAAUGUUGAUGGGGGUUAUUAUGAUUGGAGGGGCAAGGAUGUUAGGAGAGGUGAGAGAGUUGAGGAAGAUAAAGGAGAACAAUAUGAGAGAGUAGAUAGUGAUAAUGAUAAAGAUGAAGAUGAGGGAGAUGAUGUUAAUGCAAGAGGAUUAGGUGAUGAGGGAGAUGAUUGUAAUGUUAGAGAUUCAGAGGAUCGAGAUGACAUCCCAUCAAUCCACGGUUCAACAUCUUCUCCAUUGCAUCAUGAGCAACGGGUUCAAAAGCAGGGUUUUGACACACAUAAGGAUCCAAUUACAAAAAAAAUAGAGCUUUGUUUAUAUGGAACAUCAGACUUUAAUAACUCAUCGUGUGGGCGUGAGAUCGGAUUUAUUUUGAGGUCAAAUUUUAAAGGACCAUGGCACAAUUGAGAAAAAGUUGAUUCAACUUAUAGGGAUGAACUCUUUAAGGAGUUUAAGCAAGAAAAAGCAGAUGGAAAAGAACAUCUAUGGGAUGAUGUGUUUUCGGUGUUGCAUCAGAGUGCCAAAAAUCCUGAAACCUUCAUAGAUAACAAGUCUAAAAAAGUUGUUGAGAAUUACAAAAAAGAGAUGAUUUCAAGAUAUGGAACUGAUCGGGAAAAUCAUCAUUCAUUUGAUGGAGCAGCUUGGUGUGCGGCUAUAGGAGGAGUUGCAAAGGGUAGAAUAUAUGGUGCACCUGGUAUGCCAAAAUCCAUGGUUAGUACGCUUAUUUCAUCACAAUCCUAUACGAUGGAGUCAACAACUCCUAGCUCAUCAAUUCAGGCAUUGAAAGAGCAAAUAAAGAAAAGAGAUGGUCAUAUUUUAUCACUACAACAGGAGAUGACUUCAAUCAAAAACUUUCUUAGUAAUAUGGGAUACCAAGCUUGGGCAUCAAAUAUGGACCAAGGUAUGUCGACACCUAUGGCUUCAUUUAUGCUGUCACAUAUGGCUCCACAGAUAUAUCCCUUAUCUAAUCCAGUAUAUCGACCGAGGCCUCGACCACCGUAUACCGGUCCCACCUCAUGAUGGUCAGCAUUGUUUUGGUUCAUUUCCAUCAUCACCCCCACCACCACCUUUAUGAUAAAACAUAUUUAUUAAAUUGUGACUUAUCUAUUUUGAUGUAAGUUUGACGAGAUUUAAAAAUUUAUUGUGAAAUUCAUUUUAUUUGACUUA